AUGACACAAUAUGGUUUUCUCGAUGGUUGGAGUUAUGCUAUUGGAAUUCGGAUUGAAAGAAUAAAUGAAAUUAUAUCAAAAUUAUUAGAACAUAAUCCAGUAGAAAUUCAUCAAACGACUAUUGACACAUCCACAUACAAAGGUUCAUUCAUCGUAAAUAAAGUGUAUUUAAGCAUUGACAAUGAAACUCAUCUAUUAUGUGUUCAAUUGAAUAUUAAUUGUAAUAUUCAUGUUGAAACAUUAUUUGAAGCACAGGACUAUGAUUUAAAUGAAAAAACAGUAAAUAUAAUGACUAAUCUUUCAUCUUAUACUAUUGUUCAAACACAUAAUGGUUCAACAUAUAAUUUCAAUCUCAAUAUUCCGAAUAUGGAUAAUUUUUCCAUUACAUUUGAAUGUGAUGAAAUUGAUUCAACAAUUACAGUACAAUUAAUAAAUAAUGUAUUUAAACAAUUUUAUAAUGAAAAAGUGAAACAAAACAAAAUUCAUAUUCGUACAUGUAACAUUAAUCUACCAAUUGAAAUUAUAUCUUAUAUACCUGAUUAUGCUGAAUUUUCUUAUAUAAAAGAUCAAGAUUGUUUAGUACUUUUAUUUUCUAAUAAUGGUCAACCAGAUUUCCAUGUAACUCGUUUAUUAGAUAACAAUAUGUUACCAUCGAAUAGUGACAUAUUCAUUCAUGUUAAUCAUGAUAUGACUGUUGGUAUAAUAGCUGCUGUUGUUGAAAAUAAACUAAAAAUAUCAAUGGGAAAACAACAACGAUAUGAUGGAAAUUGUGAUUUAAAAUAUAAUUUAUAUGAGGGAAGUGUAAAUAAUAUAGCUCCUGGCAGAAAUAUUGCAUAUACAAAUGGAAAUUAUUGUCAUUUUUGGAAUAUUGAUAAUAGUCCAUCGAUAGAUUACAGUUAUAUUGAUGUUUAUAAUCAUAGAGCUACAGUUUAUUUACGUUUGAAAAUAAAACCAUAUUGUUUAUAUAAUGGUUAUGUUUGGACAACAAUUCCAUUUUAUUUUAAAAUUAAUUCACAAAAUGAUAAACAAUUUAUAUUACAACAUGAUAAACUUAUAACGGAUUUUGAAAUUCAUGGUCCAAUUGAUUUAGAUUGGUUUCCAAUUAAUAUAAUAAUGAAGAAAAUAAUAAAUAAAGUUAUCAAUGAUAAUUUACCAAUUUUUAAUUCAGAUAAAUUACUUGCUACUUUAGAAAGUGAUGAUGACGACGAUAAACUAGAGAUUCAUUUUACUAAAAUAGAUUUUACUGAUCAAGGAAACUUUGUAAUUGGUCUAAAACUAAACUUUUUAUCAGUUAAGAAGAUUUUAUAA
Messenger RNA from Didymodactylos carnosus, 1308 nucleotides. The record is from the annotation of a GenBank genome assembly. Lineage: Eukaryota; Metazoa; Rotifera; Eurotatoria; Philodinida; Philodinidae.